GGAGGGAGGAGGCGGUGAGGAAUGCGGGAUCGGGCGGGCACCUGGGCAGGCCUGCUGGGAUGGAGCCGGCGCCCGGAGCGGCCGCGCCACCGUGUAUGAAGGGGUCGGUGACCGUGUGUGACAUUCUGCUUUCUCAGGACAUUGCCCUUCUCCCAGAGAGGAGCCUGAGGGAGGAGGACAGAAGGACUAUCAUAAAUUCUUAAAGUCUUAAAGCCAUGUCCAAGGAUUUGGUGACAUUUGGGGAUGUGGCUGUAAAUUUUUCUCAAGAGGAGUGGGAAUGGCUGAACCCUGCCCAGAGGAAUUUGUACAGGAAGGUGAUGUUGGAGAACUAUAGGAGCCUGGUCUCACUGGCAGGAGUUUCUGUUUCUAAGCCAGAUGUGAUCUCAUUAUUGGAGCAAGGAAAAGAGCCCUGGAUGGUGAAGAAGGAGGGAACAAGAGGCGCAUGCCUUGAUUGGGAGUAUGCAUUCAAAAGCAGUGAAUUUUCAUCAAAGCAAGAUAUUUACGAAGAAUUAUCCAAAAAAGUGACAAUGGCAAGAAACCAUAGUAAUUAUCGCCUUGUCUGCCCAGGUUUGGGAGAAUAUGAAAGUGAGGACUGGUUUAAGAACCAGUUGGGAAGUCAGGAAGUACAUUCUAGUCAAUUGAUCAUCACUCAUAAAGAAAUCCUCCCUGAAGAUCAAAGUAAUGAAUAUAAUAAGUCCUGGCAAGCAUUUCAUCAGGAUGCAAUACUUGAUAAACAAAAGAGUUUUCCCACCAAAGAAAGAGUACAUAAGCAUGAGCCACAAAAGAGAACUUACCGAAAAAAAUCUGUUGAAAAGAAACAUAAGAAAGUCUAUGUAGAAAAGAAACUUUUGAAAUGUAAUGAAUGUGAGAAAGUUUUCAACCAGAGCUCAUCCCUUACACUUCAUCAGAGAAUUCAUACUGGAGAGAAGCCCUAUGCAUGUGUUGAAUGUGGGAAAACCUUCAGCCAGAGUGCAAACCUAGCUCAACAUAAAAGAAUACAUACUGGGGAGAAACCCUAUGAAUGUAAAGAAUGUAGGAAAGCCUUCAGCCAGAAUGCACACCUUGCUCAACAUCAGAGAGUUCAUACUGGAGAGAAACCUUAUCAGUGUAAAGAAUGUAAAAAAGCCUUCAGUCAGAUUGCACACCUGACCCAACAUCAGAGAGUUCAUACUGGAGAGAGACCUUUUGAAUGUAUAGAAUGUGGAAAGGCCUUUAGUAAUGGUUCAUUUCUUGCCCAGCAUCAGAGAAUUCAUACAGGAGAGAAACCUUAUGUAUGUAAUGUGUGUGGGAAAGCCUUUAGCCAUCGUGGAUACCUAAUUGUACAUCAGAGAAUUCAUACUGGAGAGAGGCCCUACGAAUGUAAGGAAUGUAGGAAAGCCUUCAGCCAGUAUGCACACCUUGCCCAACAUCAGAGAGUUCAUACUGGAGAAAAACCUUAUGAAUGCAAAGUAUGUAGGAAAGCCUUCAGCCAGAUCGCAUACCUUGAUCAACAUCAGAGGGUUCAUACUGGAGAGAAACCCUAUGAAUGUAUUGAAUGUGGGAAAGCCUUUAGCAAUAGUUCAUCACUUGCACAACAUCAGAGAAGUCAUACUGGAGAAAAACCCUACAUGUGUAAAGAAUGUAGGAAAACAUUUAGCCAGAAUGCAGGCCUUGCUCAACAUCAGAGAAUUCAUACUGGUGAGAAACCUUAUGAAUGUAAUGUUUGUGGAAAAGCCUUUAGCUAUAGUGGAUCUCUUACUCUACAUCAGAGAAUUCAUACUGGAGAGAGACCCUAUGAAUGUAAAGAUUGCAGGAAAUCUUUCAGGCAGCGUGCACACCUUGCUCAUCAUGAGAGAAUUCAUACUAUGGAGUCAUUCUUGACUCUUUCCUCUCCUUCACCCUCCACAUCCAAUCAGUUGCCAAGAUCUGUAGGUUUUAUCUCCUAAAUAUGUCUGGAGCCUGACCCCAUAAAAACAUUUCCAUUUCAUCAUCUUUAUCCAGUACACAUUAAUCUAUUGGACAUGGUAUAUAGAGAUACCUUUCUAAUUGGUCUCCCUGCUUUCACCAUUGCCUCUAUAAGUUGUCCACAUUGCAGCCAAAUUUGCAUUUAAAAAUGUUUGAUUCUAUCAUUUCUCUCAUUAAAAUCUCUUGGUGGUAUCCUGUAGUUCUUAGGUUAAAACAAACAUUCCUCAAAAUAAUCUAAAAGACCACCCCCUCAUCCCCCAGCCCCGAUUCCAGACUACCUUUCAAAGCCCUGUCUCAUGUCAGUGUCCAUCUUAUUCUCUGGAUAGUUAUCCAGAAUUAACUUGUAUUUCAGCAUCAAAUAGAGCUGGGUUGAUCCAAUCCUUGCUCUUCCACUUUCUAAUCCUCUAAUGUUGGUGGAGCAUUUUGUCCUUGGUGUGCUUCAGUCUAUUUGUGUUAUGGGAAUAAUAAUGAUACUACCUCAGAAGUUAAUAGGAUAAUUAAAUGAAACAAUGCAUGUAAAUUGCUCAGCAGAGUGCCUAGCAUAAAAUAAUAACUGAAACGUUAAUGUAAAAUAAAAAGAUACUAUGGUAUACAAAGAAGAGCUGAUCAUCUCAGCCAUGGUCAUUUGAGAAAUAAAAAGAGAAGCAGCAGCUCAGGACUUGGAGAUUGAAAAGAUUUUUUUAUUAGGAAGACUAGUGAUUGUUCUAAAGGUAGGUGAUGAGGAUGUCUAAUAUAAUAUGAUUGACAUUAGAUUCCAAGAUACAGGGUAAGAUGGUGGCUUCUGUUUCAGUAUAAAUACAUAGAUAUAUGACAAUUGUUAAGAAAACUACUUCAUUAGAUAUUCAGCAGUUCUAAGAAGCCAUAUUUUUAAUAAGAUAGAAUUUACUGAGAUGUAUCUAUCAUUUACAUGUAAACAAAGACAAAAUAGAAUUUUUUUAAA
This is a messenger RNA of Cynocephalus volans (Philippine flying lemur), 2884 nucleotides long. It is a transcript of the gene ZNF583, whose product is annotated as zinc finger protein 583. The transcript is spliced from 5 exons. Gene Ontology annotation, cellular component: nucleus. Gene Ontology annotation, molecular function: RNA polymerase II cis-regulatory region sequence-specific DNA binding; DNA-binding transcription factor activity, RNA polymerase II-specific. The record is from RefSeq and is a predicted model, not a curated record. Gene Ontology annotation, biological process: regulation of transcription by RNA polymerase II. Bases 216 to 1925 code for a protein of 569 amino acids. Lineage: Eukaryota; Metazoa; Chordata; Mammalia; Dermoptera; Cynocephalidae.